UUGUGUGCGUAGCAAAACCGAUAAAACAAACAAAAUCAAAACCCUCUCUCCUUUUCGCCUCAUCGGUUGGUACUACUCUGUCUUGUGCUCAGUGACUUUUCUUUAUUUUCGGGGAAAAAGUUACUCAACUCUUCCUUCUCGAAAACAAACAUCACAAGAUUCGAUUCUUCUGGAAAAAGAUGGAUAUAGAGAUUCUAAUAAGGGAUUUCGAAGGUAGAAUAAGAACGGCAGUGGAAAGUAGUGAAUAUUGGAAGCAUCGUUUCUUACAAAUGCAGAAUGAUUUAAUACAAAUGCAGACAAAAUGUAAGGAUUUUGAGGUUCAAGCAGCCGCGAGACCGAAAUAUGAACUUGAACUGUUGAAAACAUCGCAAGAAUAUAAAACUAAGUAUGAGCAAUUAUCUGUUGAGUUUCAAAAGAAGAAAUUAGAGUGGGGUGUAAUUGAGGGUAAGUAUCAAGACCUAAAUAUCAGUAAGAUAUCUGUUGAAAACGAGGUCAAGGAGUUCAAGAUUACAUGCAAUCAGUUAGAAACACAGAAUAAGCAUUUAAUGGAGGAACUCAAAGCGAUAUGCCAAAGAGUGACUGGAGAACGACUAAGAAUUAAGAUUCUGGAAGAUGAAUGUGAUCAAUAUAGGGAAAAGUGUUCUCAACUCAGUGGUGAGAUCAAGGGUUUGGAAGAGGAAAGGGAUCAAUUUAGGGAAAAGUGUGUUCAACACAGUGAUGAGACCAAGGGUUUCAAAGAGGAAAGGGAUCAAAUUAGGGGAAAAUGUGUUCAGCUAAGUGUUGAGAUUAAGAAAAUGGAAGACGAAAGGGAUCAGUUCAGGGAAAAGUGUGUUCAACACAGUGGUGAGAUUAAGGGUUUGGAGUGCGGGAAGACGAAAUUAAAUGAUGAAAUUGGAGUUUUGAAGGAGAAGUUAAAGGAAUCUGAGAGUCAAUCAGCCAAGCGGCUGAUAUGUGGUGUUGAAUUGGGGAAAGAUCUGGAGGUUAAUAAAAUCAAGUGCCGUGGUCUGUCUACGGAGCUUAAGGAGAAGGAAAUGGAGUGUGUUGGGCUUGAGGAUAAGCUGAAGAACCUAAUGUUAGUGAAGGUUGCUGUAGAAGACGAGCUUAACAAGUACAAGACAGCAUUCUGUGAAAUGCAAGCGAAAAUUACUAGUCUAGAAAGAGAGCGAGAUGUUAUGACUGAUAGAGAGAGGAUGGCUCGGGAAAGAAAUGCUUACUUGGAAGGUCUAGUUAAGAAGAUGGAAAAUGAUGAAAGGGAAACUCUGAGGAUCACACAGGAAAGAAAUGCUUACUUGGAAGGUGUAGUUAAGAAGAUGGAAAAUGAUGAAAGGGAGACUUUGAGGAUCGCACAGGAAAGAAAUGCUUACCUGGAAGGUGUAGUUAAGAAGAUGGAAAAUGAUGAAAGGGAGACGCUGAGGAUCGCAUAUGAAAGAAAUGCUUACUUGGAAGGUCUAGUUAAGAAGAUGGAGAAUGAUGAAAAGGAGACUCUGAGGAUGGCUCAGGAAAGAAAUGCUUACUUGGAAGGUCUAGUUAAGAAGAUGGAAAAUGAUGAAAGGGAGACUGUUGUUCAGCUUAAGACACAGAACAGGGAUUUGGAGCAUGGGAAACAAAGCGCAGAAUGUGAAAUCGAGACUUGGAAGAAGAGGUUUUCAGCGUUGGAAACAGAGGUCUUAAGGUUUAAAGAACAAAAUGCAACUUUGAGAGGCUUACAGAAUGAAGUUUGUCAAGAUGAUAAAUAUAAGACAUUUAUGAAUAAAGAAACUUGCAGGAAAAUGGAUGGUGAGGUCAAUGUUGCUACGGUGGAUCACUCAAGAAUGAAAGAUAAUAUGUUGAAUAAAACUGCAACUAUUCUUAAUUCUGCUCUUCCACCCAACCCUUCUUCACUAAAAGAAAAUAUAAGAGAAGUACAUAGAUCAGGCCCACCUUUUAUCAGUAACCAAUCUGAGCCUUCAGAAGCUAUCAAGGAUAAGCAGAAGAAUAUUCGGUUAGAUUCUAAGGUGGAAUCUGUCAUUGCAGUUAAAAAGCAGCUAAGUUUUGAGAGAGAAGGGAGCUCCAGAGAAAAGCUAGUUUUGAUCAAUCAAGGUACUGUAGCAACGUCAUCUACAGGUAUUAUUGAGAUCGACGACAGUGGGGAUGAAAAGGAGAUUGAUGAAACCUUGAAAAGUUCUUCAGGUAAUGGAAAUAAUCUGAGAGCCAAGAAGUAUUUAAAGAGGCCAUUAUCAGCUAAGAAAAAUGAGGAGUGUGAAAGGAAUUUCGACGAGGAUGUCACUUCAAUCCCAUUAUCUUCAACUACAAAAAGAAGUAGGAUAUGUGGAAGUAAGAGUCAAGAUGAUGACAAGAUUCCAAUAGGUAAGCUUCUGAAUUUGUGCAAUGGAGAUGAGAAAGUCGAAAGACGGGAAUCCUCUUCCAAGAGAUCCUUUUUGCUGAAACAGUGCCAAAAGAAGAAGAAUAUGGUGAAAGGAACAUCAAGAAAUGAGAGUGCAACACUAAAUGAUUCACAAAUGAGUAGGAUGUCAUAUCAGAAAGCAGCCAAGCCAACUUUUGCUAAUGGACGAAAGAAUGUGUUGGGAGAAUUUGGUUCUAAUACAGAAGGUGAACAUUUCGGUGGGAUGAUUGUAAAACCCUCUGAAAGUGCAGAUAGCGGAGAUAGUUCUAGUGAUUCAGAAGAUUUAGGAGAUAAUGAUUUUUCUUUUAAGCAGGUUGCAAAAAUUAUAAGAUCGAGACAAUCAAAAUGGCAGUUUGAGGCAGACUUGUUCUCUUCAUUACAAAAGGACCCUGAACUCUGUAUGAGGGCUAUUUGUGCUCUUUAUCGACAGCAAAUAUCUAAAGAAAAAUAUACGAGGGGUUCAUUGGAUUCCAAUGAGCGAGGCUUUAACGUGAAUGAUGCCCUCAGGGGAACCACUUUGGCCGAGUUUCUGAUGGAUGGGAACCACGAAGGUGACUUGAAGAAGUCCAUAAAGGAGUUGGAGAUGUUCGACUCGAAAGCACUUGAGGAUUGCAAAAAACUAUCUAUGUACUACUCGACGCAGUUAUUCAGCAUAUAUCAGAGCAAAGAUGAUCCUUUCUUCCUUCCCUCCUAGUUCAACUGGUAGUUAAGAGAUCAACUCGCAAACUCUUGUAUAUUUUUUGUGUCUGUGAACCUGUUAAUCUCCCCAAAGAGGUAUCACAGUCAUUCCCUCCCUUUUUUGCUGUUGGUAUGCAUGUUAUAUGUGCACGGUAUCAGAUAGAGAAGGGUCCUUUUGUUACUUCCUAGAUAUGUCAAUCAGUUAAUAGAGAUCAGACUUCAGGCACCGUUAGGUGAUUUGGAAGUUGCUUUUGCUAA
Papaver somniferum (opium poppy) is the source of this 3319-nucleotide messenger RNA. RefSeq names its product spindle pole body component 110-like. Bases 180 to 3077 code for a protein of 965 amino acids. The record is from RefSeq and is a predicted model, not a curated record. Lineage: Eukaryota; Viridiplantae; Streptophyta; Magnoliopsida; Ranunculales; Papaveraceae. The transcript is spliced from 4 exons.